Molecule: messenger RNA, 402 nt
Organism: Triticum turgidum subsp. durum (durum wheat)
Lineage: Eukaryota; Viridiplantae; Streptophyta; Magnoliopsida; Poales; Poaceae
Source: the annotation of a GenBank genome assembly
AUGAGCAGGAGCCACAGUGAGAUCAACUUGGCAAACAUGGCUCUCAAUAGGAUUCAGAACCAUCAAGUUGUUCAGCUGGUUGAUCCGGAGCUCGGCUACAAUACCGACCCCGAAACGAAGAGGACGAUCGAUCGCGUCGCGGAGGUGGCCUUCCAGUGCUUGCAACUGGAGAGGGAUCUAAGGCCGUCCAUCAAGGAGGUGGUGGAGAUCCUGACUUGCGUCAGGGACGGAGACGGUGGGGAUAAUAGCAUGAAUAAGAAGGCAUCUCAGAAAGAAGACGUGUGCUUGCUCAAGGAUGGCCUGCAGUUCUCGCCCGACACUGUUAUACAUAGAUUCCAUAGCCAGUCAACUAACCACUCGGUAGCAUCGAAUGCUAGCAGAUUAUCUAACAUCAAAUGCUAA